Molecule: messenger RNA, 3291 nt
Organism: Pezoporus flaviventris
Lineage: Eukaryota; Metazoa; Chordata; Aves; Psittaciformes; Psittacidae
Gene: DACT1
Product: dishevelled binding antagonist of beta catenin 1
Exons: 5
Coding region: 982-3162 (726 amino acids)
Biological process (GO): negative regulation of JNK cascade; regulation of Wnt signaling pathway, planar cell polarity pathway; negative regulation of canonical Wnt signaling pathway
Cellular component (GO): cytoplasm
Source: RefSeq, a predicted model, not a curated record
CAUCUGAAAGGAUUUGGAAAAGAAGUGGCAUCCAGAUACUGCUGGAUGUUUGACUGCUCUGCAUUCCUGCUUUGAAGGCUUGUUCCUCUGAACCUGCCCUCAUUGCUAUUCCAAAUCAACUAAAUGACUUGUCCCUGUCUACCAGGUGAUUAUGAAGCAUGGGGAGUUAUGGACAUUUAACACAUACUCUGGCACAACUCCUGGAGAAGUUCAGCUGUCCUGCAGUUUCCAUCAGUGAUCUUAAGGCAGCAUAGCAGUACAGGAUGUCAAAGUGUGAUGCUGUUUUGCUGGCUCAACUGAAGAGGCACAUUGCAGACCUUCUGAUGUCCUCUUUUUGGCAGCUGCUGUGCUGCUCCUUGUAACCAGCUCCUCCUUGCUGUGAGAGCCCCUGAAGUCAGUUUGAUUAAAAGGAAAGGGUGAUCAUGAGAUGGCUCCCUGCGGAUUGCAAGGGUUAGGAAGUGAUCACAGGAACACAGCUGUCUGAUCUGUCACCAACAGCAGGGAACAGAGUUGCUGCAGGCAGUGAACUUUUCAGCCAGCGUAAAUGCUGCUGGGAAGGGGAUGUCCCCGAAAGCCUGCAACAAGAGGAUGGAUAUUAACCUCGCCCACUGAAAUAGCAUUAGUUUCACAAGAGCUGGAAAUGGUAAGCAGCGCUUGAGAGAGAUGAGACUCUGAAAGAAGUGGGGAAAAUAGCAACUUUUCCUGCUUUACAGGUGAAAGAUUGUCUGAGACCAGGAUGAAAAUAGAUGGAAACCUUACGCACAGAUGAAAGGCUUGAAAUGAAAUACAUUAUGCAUGAGACUAGCAGUUGGAAUCUGAGAGCCACUUGGAGGUUUUCAGAUGCCUGGGUUGGUAGGAAAUGUGUUCUUUCAGGAAAAAGCCUUCAUUAAAGGAGUUCUUCAUUAAAGAAGAUUAAAAAGUAAUAUUUCUUCUUAAACCAACAUUGAUAAGAGGCUCAAUACUCAAAAAAAUGAUGGGACAAUGAAAACAGCAGAGAUUCAGGUACCAUUGCAGAACUGCUUGAGGAGGAGGGACGCUGGCCUAUUAAAUCAGUUACAAGAGCUGGAUAAGCAAAUAAGUGAUCUCCGCCUGGACGUGGAAAAAACAACAGAUGAACACCUUGAGACAGACAGUCGUCCAAGUUCAGGGUUUUAUGAGCUGAGUGAUGGAGCUUCUGGAUCUCUCUCCAAUUCAUCUAACUCUGUCUUCAGUGAGUGUUUAUCCAGUUGCCAUUCUAGCACUUGCUUUUGCAGCCCUUUGGAGGCAACACUGCAUAUCUCAGAUGGACGGCCUAAAUCUGCAGAUCUCAUAGGCUGGAUGGACUAUAAUAAGGAAGGCCAGAAUGAGGACCAGCCUGCAGGCUCUGUCUGUUGCUCUUUAUCCACACCGCACUCAAAUUCCCUCGAUGUCGUUGCAGAUGUGCAUCCGAAGUACCAGUGUGAUUUGGUGUCUAAAAACGGGAGCGACGUCUACCGGUACCCCAGCCCCCUCCAUGCGGUAGCUGUGCAGAGUCCCAUGUUUCUUCUGCCCGUGACUGAAAACCCCCAGCGAGAAGAGGAGAGGUUUGAUUGUGAUAUUAGCGACAUUUGUGCCGGAUCUGAAACAGACUCCGGAAAAUCCGCCAAUGCCUUUCUCUCACAGAGCUCCUGGCCAGUGCCAUGCCCUUCCACCAGCAAGAGGAUAGACAGUUACAUCUUAAGCCUGGUUCAGAAAAAGACUCAUGCGGUAAGGACUAACAAACCCAGGACAAGUCUCAACGCCGAUCCCACCAAAGGGAUCUUGAGGCAUGGAAGCAUGUGCGUCAGGCAGCCUGCCGGGCUGGUGCCUCAUGGUAACAUCAUGAACCUGAAGAGCUCCAAGCAAGCAGGUUUGUCUUCUGGUGGGAGCACUGCUGUGGACCACACUGCACCUUCCCCAUUAAAGCAGAGGCCGAAGGAGCUGGCUGGUGAGCAGCUGGAGAGUAGGAAGGCACCUUUGCCAGCAUCUUUCCUUCCUGGCACAACAAGUGAACUUCAGAGCAAGCACCUACCACGGGGCGUCAAACCGGCACCUCCAGAGCACAACCGCAACGCAGUGGCCCCGGCCGGGGAUGUCCCUAAGGAGAAUGGCCAGGUCUUUGCAGCAUCUCCCAAAGAGAGCCCAGGGAAGCCUGUGGUGCUGCAGCCAGAGAACAGGAUCAGCCAGCCUCCCAAAAAAGUCCUGCUGAAGAGCAGCUUGCAGGCACCUCGCUCCUCAUCACCUGCUGCUGAGGAGAGGCCGGCGCUUGAUUUCAAAAGCGAGGGCUCUUCCUCCCAGAGCCUGGAUGAUGGGUUGCUGGUGAACGCCCAGUAUAUCCCGGCCCAGCAGCAAAGCAUGAAGCUUCACAAAGGCACCCGAAAUGUCAAGAUUUUGAAAAGCUCCACGCUGAAACACAGACCCCACCUUGCCAAUGGGCUGGAAAAUGGUUCUCAGACCUUGAGGGAGAAAACCAAGCCAGUGGGCAAGAAGUGCCGCUUUCCUGAGGAGUUGGAUACAAAUAAGAAACUGAAAAAGCCCUCCUCGAGGGGGAAGAGAGGCAGUGGCUUGCAGCCGGAGUCAGGUCUACAGAGUCGGCAGGCUGGUCUGCACAGAUCUGCCGUCCGAUCUCAUGGGCAUGGCCGAGAGGUUGUGGUGGCCAAGCCUAAACACAAGCGGGCUGACUACCGCCGGUGGAAGUCAUCGGCGGAGAUUUCCUAUGAGGAGGCCCUGCGGAGGGCGAGGAGGAACCGUCGGGAUGGUGUGGGGGUCUACUCACAAGUUCCCCUGCCCUACGUCAGCCCAUACGCUUACGUGGCCAGCGACUCGGAGUACUCAGCAGAGUGUGAGUCCUUGUUCCACUCCACCGUGGUGGACACGAGUGAGGAUGAGCAGAGCAACUACACAACAAACUGCUUUGGAGACAGUGAGUCAAGCCUGAGUGAGGUGGAGUUUGUAGGCGAGAGCACAACCACCAGUGACUCUGAUGAGAGCGGGGGCCUCAUUUGGUCUCAGUUUGUCCAGACACUCCCCAUCCAAACUGUCACAGCGCCAGAGCUGCAUGAAAAUGCAGCAAAAGCCUUUGUUAAAAUCAAAGCCUCACAUAACCUCAAGAAGAAAAUCCUCCGCUUUCGGUCGGGCUCCCUGAAGCUCAUGACAACUGUCUAGUGAAGGUGACUUGGUGGAAUGUAUCUGCUUCUGCUUUCUGAAGCAAGGUGCUUUUGUGUAUAUAUUUCCACAGAUUUUUCUCCUUUUUUUUUUUAUAUACAAAUAUUUAAAACUUAAGGUAAAUUAUGU